AUGGGUCCCAAAAAAGGCGGCGGUGGUCAAGCGAAGCAGAGGGGCAAUGCGACUGAGGAGGUUGAGGAGACUUUGCAGGCCGUGGUUCUUGCCGAUACUUUCGAAACCAGAUUCGAGCCCUUUACCCUUGAGAAGCCCCGUUGCCUCUUGCCGCUUGCGAAUACGCCGUUGAUUGAGUACACUUUCGAGUUUUUGGCUAAUGCCGGCGUUGAGGAGGUUUUUCUUUACGGAGGGGCUCAUUCAGAUCAAUUAGAGAGAUACAUCAAUGCAUCGAAAUGGAGAAGCAACUCGUCGCCUUUCAAGCAAUUGACUUUCCUCAAGUCAACGUCGACCUCAGUUGGAGAUGUUAUGCGCGAUCUUGAUGGCAAACACCUCAUCACUGGCGAUUUCAUUGUUGUCAGCGGUGACGUGAUCAGUAACCUGCCUAUUGAGGGUGCACUGGCGACUCACCGUGCCCGCCGCCAAGCAGACAAGAACGCAAUCAUGACUAUGAUCUUGCGCGAGGCUGGUCGAAACCAUCGCACAAAGUCGUCCUCCGUGUCCCCUGUAUUCGUCCUUGAUCCCACCAAAGAUCGUUGUCUGCACUACGAGGAAAUUGAGCAUCAUUCCGACGAGUCAUCUCGCCUGACUAUCGACACCGAGCUUAUUUCAUCUCAUGCGGAGAUCGAUAUUCGACAAGAUCUGAUUGACUGCAACAUUGAUAUUUGUACGCCUGACGUGCUGAGUUUGUGGUCCGAUAGUUUCGAUUAUCAGUCUCCGCGAAAGCAUUUUUUGUUCGGUGUGCUCAAAGAUUAUGAGCUUAACGGCAAAACCAUCCACACGCAUAUCAUCAAGGAUCACUACGCAGCUCGAGUGAGGAAUCUGAAAGCAUAUGACGCAGUGAGCAAGGAUAUUAUCUCCAGAUGGACGUAUCCACUGUGCCCAGACACAAACUUGCUCCCCGGACAUACCUACGAUCUCCGCAAGGGCAAUCUGUACGCAGAACAGGGCGUUACUUUGGCGCGUUCAUGUGUCGUUGGGCGGCGAACUGUUAUCGGGAAAGGCACAAGCAUUGGUGACAAGACGACAGUCAAGAACACAGUUCUUGGAAGGGACUGCAAGAUUGGGAAAAAUGUUACACUGGACGGCGCCUAUAUUUGGGAUGGUGUGGUGAUUGGCGACGGCACAACGGUUCGGCAGGCUAUUAUUGCCGAUAAGGUUGUGGUCGGCAAUAAUUGCAGCGUUGAGCCUGGCGCUCUUCUCUCAUAUGAAGUCAAAAUCGCUGAUGGUGUGACUGUGAGCGAAGGAAGAAGGAUCACAAAGGCCUCGAGAGAGGAAGACGGGGGACUACCAGCGAAUGAUCCGGAUGUGGUCGGUGAAGGAGGCGAAGGUCACGAAUAUUUCCACGAGGAAGACGAGGACGAAGACGACACUGUAUCCAAUGCUUCGUCAGGACUGGUGUACAACAUGGCGCAGCUCUCUCUUUCUACGGAGUCUAUCUCUACCCUGUCCUCUGAGAUUUCCCAUUUCGGCGGAUCUCGAUCCGAGAGCUUUGGUACUUCGUACUCUGAAGACGAGGAUGCUGACCAUUUCGUCCAUGACGCUGCAGCCAGUGUCUAUGACAGCUUGAAAGACGGUGUCACAUCUGACGUUGUGCAGUUGGAGUUGGUCAGUUUGCGGAUGACUGCGAAUGCCUCCGACCACCAGGUCCGACGAGCUGUUGUCACAGCCUUCAUGAAACGAACCCAGCAACUGAUCGAAGGAGGAAAAGGUGCUGGGGAAGCCGUUCGUGACAUUUUCGGCACAUAUCGCGAGGUUGUCGAACGGUGUAUGUUCGAUCGAGACAGCGACGAGAAAACCGAUCAGAUCGACUUCUUAGUCCUGCUCCAACAGGAUCUUGUACAUCGGCCUCGCGGCGAGACAGUCCUACUGUUCGCUGCUAAGGAGCUGUACGAUUUGGAGCUCUUCGAGGAGGAAGCCUAUGAGCAAUGGUGGGCCGAUGAGCGGUCCAGUGCCAGCGAAGAGAUGAGGCAGGUGCGGAGUCAAACUCAACAGUUUGUUGACUGGCUCGCAAAUGCUGAGGAAGAGGAGAGUAGUGAAGAGGAUGAGAGCGAGGAAGAGAGCGAUGAGGAGAAGGCGGCCGAGGCGGCGAUUACAGACCAGGAACCAUCCAUAACCGCCACCGAGGUUUCCGUCGCUGAUUCGCGAACCGCCACCGGGAAAACCUCGUCAAACAAGAGGAAUAAUCGCAGAAAGGACAAGCUCACGGACCAAGAUCCUGACACAGAUUCGGUAUCGGUGGCGUCUGCAAGCGUCCCCGUUCAAAACAAGCAAAAGACAACCGAUCUCGUCACGCCGGCUUCCACCAGUAUGGAUUCAGACGAUGAUUUUAUGACGGAUGCGUCCAGUGCCGACGACUUCUUGGACACACAGGGAAGUGAUGAUGAGAGUCUAGGAGAAGAGUUCGGUGACGAGUUCGACGGCGGAUUUUCUCAGGAUAAGGAUCUACUAGGGAACACAAAGAAGCCAUAUGAGGUCGAUUUCAGAGUUCUGAGCCCAGAAGAUAUCGAUCGGGAGCAGAGUCAGCAGGUCAACGAGGUCUCGCAGAUUUUGGGCCUGCCACCGGAGUCGUCCGCUAUUCUAUUACGGUUUGGGAGAUGGAACCGGGAGAAGCUCAUAGAGUCCUACAUGGAUCAUCCGGAGGAGACUCUCGAGGAAGCUGGUCUUGGGACGAACUUUUAUGGGACACCAAAGACAGAGGUUGUACCAGGGUUCAUGUGUGACAUUUGCUGUGAAGAUGGCGAUGAUUUGGAGACAUAUGCUAUGCGAUGCGGACAUCGCUUCUGCGUUGACUGCUACCGACAUUAUCUCGCGCAGAAAAUCCGCGAGGAGGGCGAAGCUGCGAGGAUAGAAUGUCCCGGAGAUGGCUGCCAUAUGAUCGUAGAUUCAAAGUCCCUCAGUCUCCUCGUCACCGACGAUCUCAAAGAGAGAUACCAAACACUGUUGAUGCGAACUUAUGUUGAUGACAAAGAGAACCUUAAGUGGUGCCCGGCCCCAAACUGCGAGUACGCGGUCGACUGUCCCGUCAAGCAGCGCGACCUCAACCGGAUCGUGCCCACCGUACAAUGUGCCUGUAAGCAUUUCUUUUGCUUCGGCUGCACGCUGAACGAUCAUUUACCGUCUCCCUGCACAUUGGUCAAGAUGUGGCUUCAGAAGUGUGAAGACGACUCAGAGACCGCCAACUGGAUCUCGGCCAACACGAAGGAGUGUCCUAAGUGCCAUUCAACGAUCGAGAAGAACGGGGGUUGCAACCAUAUGACGUGCCGCAAAUGCAAGCACGAGUUCUGCUGGAUGUGCAUGGGCCUGUGGUCUGAACACGGCACCAGCUGGUACAACUGUAAUCGCUACGAAGAGAAGUCAGGGUCGGAAGCUCGUUCAGCGCAGGCGAAAUCUCGAGCAUCUCUUGAAAGAUACUUGCAUUACUACAACAGAUACGCUAACCACGAGCAGUCGGCGAAGCUCGAUAAAGAUCUCUACCUCAAGACAGAAAAGAAGAUGACAAGCCUACAAUCUCAGUCUGUUCAGUUCCUUGAUACUGCAUCUCAGGCACUUCAGCAGUGCCGACAGACUUUGAAGUGGACUUAUGCCUUUGCAUAUUAUCUUGCUCGAAACAACCUGACGGAAAUCUUCGAGGACAACCAGAAAGAUCUAGAGCUUGCGGUGGAGAGCCUUAGUGAAAUGUUCGAGAAGCCGGUGCCUGAACUGGCCAAUCUGAAAGUUGAUAUCUUGGACAAAACGGCUUAUUGCAACAAACGCCGAGUGAUCCUUCUUAGCGACACUGCCCAGAAAUUGAAACAAGGGGUAUGGUCAUUCAAUGUUGAAUGGUAG
This is a messenger RNA of Aspergillus pseudoviridinutans, 3867 nucleotides long. RefSeq lists its product as uncharacterized. The record is from RefSeq and is a predicted model, not a curated record. Gene Ontology annotation, molecular function: guanyl-nucleotide exchange factor activity; translation initiation factor activity; translation initiation factor binding. NCBI's taxonomy places the organism in Eukaryota, Fungi, Ascomycota, Eurotiomycetes, Eurotiales, Aspergillaceae. Gene Ontology annotation, biological process: biosynthetic process. Gene Ontology annotation, cellular component: eukaryotic translation initiation factor 2B complex. The coding region runs from base 1 to 3867 and encodes 1288 amino acids. The transcript has 10 exons.